CCUGGGUUCCUGCGUUCAAAUGGAACGGGAAAGUGUGCUAGGAUUCACCUGCGUUCUGCUGGUAUUUUCUCCUGUUGCCCUGAAACGUUGGGUCCUGAGAAGGAGGGGGAGGGUGGUAACCAAAGAGAGAUGCUUUGGUUACCAUGGUAACUGCUUGGCACUAAUUUGGGUGUUUGAGGGAAAGGGAGGAUUGCGUUACUACGUCUCAAAAUACAAGGUAUGAGUGAUUUCAGUGAAGAAUUGGCAAGGCCUAUGACAAAGGAUGACCAGGUGAAAAUGUCUGUGCUCUCUGGUACAGGAAUGCAUUUUCCUUGGCUUCAAAGUUACGUAGAAACUGUGGUGAUUGGAGGGAAAAAGAAGAAGGAUUUUGCUCAGACAACAAGUGCUUGUUUAAAUUUUAUCCAGGAAGCUCUGCUGAAGCACCAAUGGCAGCGAGCUGCAGAAUACAUGCACAGUUAUUUUCAGACGUUGGAGGAUUCAGAUGGCUACAAAAGGCAUGCUGCACCUGAGAUUAUUUGGAAACUUGGAAGUGAAAUUCUGUUUUAUCAUCCCAAAAGCAACGUGGAGACUUUCAAUACCUUUGCUGACCGGAUGAAAAAUAUUGGUGUCAUGAAUUAUUUAAAGAUUUCCUUACAACAUGCAUUAUACCUUCUACAUCAUGGAAUGCUUGAGGAUGCCAACAGAAAUCUGAGUCAGGCAGAGACAUGGAGAUAUGGUGAAAAGUCAUCUUCCCAGGAAGUAUUAAUCAACCUUGUUCAGGCCUAUAAAGGACUUUUGCAGUAUUAUAAUUGGUCUACAAAGAAGAAGGAAUUGUCAAAGUUUGAUAAGGAGGAUUAUGCUUAUGGCACUGCAACCCGAAGUAUGGUUAACCGCAGCUGGAAAACAUCUGUCAAUCUUGGUGCAUUGAUUAAAAUUCCUGGAGUUUGGGACCCUUUUGUGAAGAGUUAUAUAGAGAUGCUGGAAUUCUAUGGGGAUCAAGAUGCAGCCCGAGAGGUACUCACCAAUUAUGCGUAUGAUGAAAAGUUCCCAUCAAAUCCGAAUGCUCAUAUCUACUUAUAUAACUUUCUAAAGAGAAAGAAGGCACCAAGAGCAAAACUGCUAAGUGUGCUUAAGAUUUUGUAUCGGAUUGUACCAUCUCAUAAAUUGAUGUUGGAAUUUCAUACAUUACUUAGAAAAUCAGAAAAAGAAGAACACCAUAAACUGGCAUUGGAGGUGGUGUUUGGAGUUUUAGAUUUUGCUGGAUGCACUAAGAACAUAACUGCUUGGACAUAUUUGUCAAAAUAUCUGAGACAGACCUUAAUGGGAAACCACCUUGUGUGGGUUCAAGAACAGUGGAACUCCAGGAAAAACUGGUGGCCAAGCUUUCACUUCAGUUACUAUUGGGCAAAAAGGGAUUGGAAGGAUGAUACAGCUUUGGCUUGUGAGAAAGCUUUCGUAGCUGGAAUACUGUUAGGAAAAGGUUGUAGAUAUUUUCAGUAUAUUUCAAAACAAGACCACGAAGUCUUAAGGAAGAAAAUUAAGCAGAUGAAGAAAUCAGUAAAAAAAUACAGUAUUGUAAAUCCAGGACUCUGAUAUAACUCUUAGUUAUUUCCCAGUGGUAGCUACAGAGGAGCAGCUCAAUAUUUAGUUAUUGAAUGUAUUUAUGUAAUGUUUCAAGAAGGUAGUUUAUAUCACCUCAAAAAAGUUAUUUUUGUAUAUUUUUAUAUAUUUUUUUACUAUCAGUUAUAACUAAGGAAACAGUUUCACUGUGUUUGCUCUUUAUAAAUAUGUUUUCUUUUUUGUAAUGUUAAGUAUAACAUUUAUUAAGGAAAAAUUCCUCAAAUGAAAAAAUAUUUAAUUAGGGAGUAUAGCUCUACAGCAAUUACUGUUUGAAGAUAAUUUGUCUCUCACUAUUGUGUAAGAAAAUAUAACUUGUAGUUUUGUGAAAUGAAUUUAUGUUGUUUUAGAUUUUAUUAAAUAAUUGAUCCAUGUUAGGUAUACCACCAGGAAGAAAUAUGUUGGUGAUGUGUUCUGUGGAGGAGUUUUGAAAAGAGAAGGAUUUAGAAAAGACUCCACUUUCUCUUUUGGUUUAAAGACAGGGCAGUCUGGGGCUAAGGUGACUUUCUGCCUGAGAGAGACCUUUGAUUCUAGAGGAUGAAUUGGGUCAGAGAGGUGGAGAGGGCGGGCUGCUUUCAGUUGGCAGCAGCUUAACUUUAAAGGGCUCUAGGCUUUCUUGUUGCCUGGCACAGCAGUCUGAGACAUGCUUUAGAACUCAUAUGUCCCCUCUUUUUUCUCUUGACUACUAGGAUGCAGCAGUAGGCAGCUGGCCAGUGAGGAAGCUCUGCCAGUGAAAUAAUGUCCCCAAGACACAUAGGAAGCCCAAUGGGAAGGCUUGGCCAAAAGCCAACAACUUUCCUGGAGCGUGAAGUGAGCUUUGUAACAUAUUGUGACAGUGGUAGAGUACGUGCUGCUUCAGGAAUCUCUAGCUGUUGCACAUUUAGUUCAGAUAACUAGUAAGUUUCAAGAAGGUUCACCAACUCCAGAGCCAAGUCUAAUAUUUAGGUGGCAAACUAUGUAUUUUUCCCAUUGGCUUAUAUUCCUACUAAUAAUGAACCCUCUGCAAGAAAAUUGGGGGACAAAUUGUGCUUUGUCAGUAAUUUAUAUUUCAGUAUUAUUUUAUACUUAGUAAGAAAAGUCUAUCAACAAAGAAGAACCUAACCUUAUAAUGUGCAUAUGAAACAAGUAGGUGCUCCACAGAACCAAAGUAAACUGAGUUAAAGUUACCACAUGGGAACUUUACUGCUAGGAGUUGAUGAUUGGGUUGUAUAGUUCUGUAUAAGAUCAACACUACAGGAAUGAAAUUCCCAGGUGAUGUGGGCAAAAUCUCUAUGCAGAAGCCAAGAUCAAUCAGGGCAUCUACUGCCUGAAAACUUUUGUCAAGAGCUAUAAAAUAGGAUUUAUGAGUUAUCAUGAUCUCUAGGAGACUGGAGGUGAGAAUAAAAGAGAAAUGAGUAGUUAUGGUUCUUGGUUUCCACACAAAGCUUAGCUUAGUUCCCUAGGAUUUUUCUAUCAAAUGUUCGUAUCUAAUUGUUCAGUAAGAUCAGUGCGAUUCAGCACCUGUGAAACUUUUUUAGGUCCACUGAAGUUAACGCCAGUUCCAUGAAUAAUAGUAAUAGCUAAAAUUUAUCAAGCACUUUUGGUUUUGCAUUUCAUCAUAUCACCACCACAAUCCUAUGAAUUCUCUCCAUUUUACCAAGAAAGAAAGUGGAGUCUUUGGAGAUGAAGUAACUUGCCAAGAUCACAGCUUGUAGGUGUUGGCACCAGGACCCUAACCCAAUCAGUGUGCGAGGAUCACACUCUCAGGUACUGCCUGUACUGCUCCCUGUUUGGUCCUUGAUUACUGUUAAUACAUGCAGAGGGCUGAGCUAGCUAGUGUGAGAAACGAAGCAGCCAAUGUAAGAAGCUGUUUGCCUGCCCCUGACUCAUUUUGCCACGCAGCUCUCUGGAAAGAUGCCUUGAAAACCACACAGGAUGGAGCACACGCCCCCUGCGUGUCUUUCCUGAGUCACUACAUUUCUUAAAAGAUAAAUGACCCUAGUCUUUGCCUUUUCCUGCGCAUAAGAUAAUGUCUACAGAGUUAGUGAUUACGCUUCUGUGGUUUAUAACCAGAUGUAUUAUUACACCCAAACCUUAAUGUGGUUCUGCUUUACUGUAACUUCUAAGCAAGUUCGAUGUGAUUUUGCACAUACCGAACCCCCACCACCUGUAUAGAAGCAGUGGCCGAAAUUCUGUGCUAGAGCAGUCUGGCAGACUCUCUGUGAGGGCCUUGGUCUAUAGUCCUCAGUAAGACUUCUGAAUAAAUCUAAUUCUUUAAAAGCUUGACUUUUUUCUUUAGUAGUGCAUGUGUAACCCAGAGGCUGCUGGCUCAAGCAAACCUAUCUUCACACUCCCAGGCUUAGGAGGCUCCCCAUACUGUGUCCUCACCAGCUCCUGUAUAGCCUCUUAUCAAAUCACUGCAUCGUUUAGUUAUCUUUGCACUUCUGUCUUUCCCACUAGUGUGUUACCUAGGCUUAAUCAUCUUCACAUCACCAAUACUUAGAAUUUCUAGCUUAUUAAAUCAUCACUGAGUUGAAUUGAAAGAGAAUUUAUAAAAGUUAUGGACCAAGUGUGCCUAUCCCGUAGGAAGGAAUAUCUUGGCACACUUAUGCCAAGAGUAGGGCCUCAGGAGAGUUUGAAUCAUGGGUUUAUCAUUUGGUAGUUCUUUGACUUCCUGCACAAGUUACUUAAGCUCUCUUAGCUUCUUCAUUUGUACAGUGGAGACAAUGGGAUUUAUCUCACAGGAUUGUUAUGAAGAAUAAAAGAAUAAUUCAUGCAUGGGAUAAUAA
Messenger RNA from Microcebus murinus (gray mouse lemur), 4364 nucleotides. NCBI's taxonomy places the organism in Eukaryota, Metazoa, Chordata, Mammalia, Primates, Cheirogaleidae. The record is from RefSeq and is a predicted model, not a curated record.